CAUGGCGGCAUGGCAACACUGUGUAGUGUGUUUAAUGACUAUCGAUAUAAAAACAAAGAUUAAUUAACAUUUGCUGUACCUAAAUAAGGUGUUUGAAUAAUGAGUUAUUCCGACAAACAAGAAGUACCUACUAAAGAAGAAUGGCUAAAGAAAUUGGACAUUAAAGAUAUUAGUCGGACCUGCAUGAAUAAAUUAAUCAUGAACUACUUAGUGACAGAAGGAUUCAAAGAGGCAGCCGAAAAAUUUCAGUUAGAAUCUGGCGUAAAUCCAUCAAUAGACCUAAACUCCCUUGAUAAUCGAAUACAAAUACGUGAUGCGAUAAUGAAUGGCCGCAUACAAGAAGCUACAGCACUUAUUAAUCAAUUACAUCCAGAACUACUUGAUAACGAUCGUUACUUAUAUUUUCAUCUGCAGCAAUUACAUCUCAUCGAAUUAAUCCGCAAUAACCAAGUAGAAGAAGCGUUAGCAUUUGCUCAGUCGCACCUGAGUGAGGCAGGUGAAGACAACUCUUCUGUGUUAACAGAGCUGGAACGGACAAUUGCUUUGCUAGCGUUUGAAGAUCCAUUACUUAGUCCCUUUCACGAUUUGUUGCAACCUGCACACCGGCAAAAAGUUGCCAGCGAAGUUAAUGCUGCGAUUUUAAAAAUGGAGCAUCAAGAAUCGACUUUACCGAAGUUAUCAACAUUGCUGAAACUUAUAUUGUGGGCACAGGAAAAGUUAGAUCGUAAAAGCACAAAGUAUCCUAAAAUGACUAAUUUGGCAUCGGCGUCUAUUGAAGAUCACAAAUAACAUAAACUGAAGAAUUGCAGUAAAUGCUCUUAUUUUUAGUUUACGACUUACACUCGUGGAUUGGGUACUAUUUAUAUAGAAAGGCUUUCGAAUUUAGUUGAUAUAAAAUGUUUAAUGUUCGUGUAAAUUAAUUAUAUAUAUAUAUAAAUCA
Messenger RNA from Photinus pyralis (common eastern firefly), 940 nucleotides. RefSeq names its product glucose-induced degradation protein 8-B homolog. Gene Ontology annotation, biological process: proteasome-mediated ubiquitin-dependent protein catabolic process. Gene Ontology annotation, molecular function: protein binding. The coding region runs from base 100 to 789 and encodes 229 amino acids. The transcript is spliced from 3 exons. NCBI's taxonomy places the organism in Eukaryota, Metazoa, Arthropoda, Insecta, Coleoptera, Lampyridae. Gene Ontology annotation, cellular component: cytoplasm; nucleus. The record is from RefSeq and is a predicted model, not a curated record.